This is a messenger RNA of Colletotrichum fioriniae, 1263 nucleotides long. RefSeq lists its product as uncharacterized. The record is from RefSeq and is a predicted model, not a curated record. NCBI's taxonomy places the organism in Eukaryota, Fungi, Ascomycota, Sordariomycetes, Glomerellales, Glomerellaceae.
AUGUCUGCCUCACCGCUCUCACCUGGUGCCGAGAUGGGCAAUCAUUGGCAGCUCUCGUCUGGCGCUUCGUCGCCCCGAUCCGACACUUCGAGCAACACCAACAGCUUGUUCUCUUCGCCUGAUUCGCCUGCCGACACAGAGCUCUCAUUCCCCAGCCUUGGAGCCAAUGAUGCCAAGGAGCUUACUACCGCAGCUCACCACGGCAUUGCCGUGAUGCCGAGUUUUGCGAACCAUGUCCUUGUAGGAAAUAAGGCAUACGCACCGGGUCAAAUCCGGGUGAUGGCCGAUGUUCUCCUCCGGGCACGCAAGACAGGAGAGUUUCCCACGAGCACUGCAACAACCGAAGACCCUCAAAGCAUCAUCGAGGACUGUCAGCAUCUUCAGCGCUUGCGCGACAUCAGAGGUGACCUUUCCCAGCCACCGCCGGAGAAGUACGUCAUUCUCAAGGUCGAUAUUGCUCGUCGCAUCAAGGCUCGUGAUGAAGCCUAUGGAGCCCCAGCCAAAUUACAAGAGGUGGAUCACCGAGUUCAAAACUGGAUGAGCUCAAUCAACAAGGAAGCGCGCAUGUUGGAGAUUACACAGGCGGCACUUCAGCGCAAGGGCAUCAACAACCCCACCCAAGACGACUUGGACGCCAUCGCCGAGGAGUUUAUGCAGAUCGCGGAGCGCACUCUUCUUGACGUCGCCAACCCUUUGCGCAUGAACACUACUCGACUUGCUGGCAACAUUGAUCGCUUCGAUAGCCAGCUCGAUGGACUGUCAUCCAUCAACGAUGCAGUCAGUGCCUCCAUGACGUCUCAAAUCAACACUCUCAGCACCAUGCUGGGUGCUCAAGCCAAUACAUUCAAUGGCUCUGUCGGCAUGCUAAACAAAGCACUCACGACCGUGACCACUGACCUGCAUCAACUCUCCACCAACCUACCAGCAAUCAUUGCGGCUGCAGUUCAAGCUGCAGUCAAGGAGCAACUGUCUCCUCUUUCUCAUCAGCACUUCCACGCCAAGCAACACCAAUCCAACUACGAUCAGCCCCCCGGAUACGCUACAGCUACACGGAUGCAACAAUACCGAGCGACUGGCGGAGAGCACUUUGGCGGUGGCGCACGAGCUGUCGCUUCUGCAGUCCAAGUAUCAGGACAAGAAUCUGGACAAGAAUCUGGACAGGCCUUACAAAUGGGCGUGCAGCCCACGAAGUCCAGAUUCAAGAGAUUCUUUCGGGCCAUUACUAGAAGAGGCCAGUCGAAGAAGGAAGCGGGUUCCAAGUAA